GACAGACAGGCCGACACAGACAGACGCUGCGAUGGCUUCGCCCCCUCCUCUUCCUCCCGUCCCGAAGCCCAGAGCUCGCUACAUCCGGGACAACCUGAAGGCCUCAGACCGAGAUCUGACUGGUGCGAAUCUGCAGUCUUCAUCCAAUGGCAUCCAUAGGAGUGGAGAUGAGGAUCCUCCUUGUCUUCCUCCUAGAUUGACCCGAUGCGUCAGCUCUCCCGGUCCAGCCUGGGUCUCCGGUUCGACUGCCGGCUGUGCCUCGGCGCCCCCGGCUCCGCCCAGCAUCAGCAGCAUGACAAACAGCAUCGCUGCCCACAUACCUAGCUUAGCGGGAGUUGCUAAUGCUGUUGCUAACCCUGCUGGUGCCGCCACCGCACCCAACACUGUCUCUGCUAACCCCAGCGCUCCUAGCUUAGACAGCAUAGUUAGCUCAUUAGCCACCAACAUACCAUGUUUGGCUGGGGUGGUUAGCUGUGUUGCUAACCCCUCUGCUAGCCCAGGAGCAGAUGGUGCCGUCCGUAACCUCGAUGCCGCCAUGUUUCACCAUGGCAACCAAAACCCUGCUGUGACGAUGCCUUUGGCUCCGCCCGCCACAGCUGGUAAACAUCGACCACCCCCUCUACCAAUGCCUGGGGUUACGGCAGAUGGCCUCACAGAUGUGGAGGCGUUGUUCGGGGCUGUGAAAGUGGCUUUAGAUCAGACUGCAGUGACCACCGUCACUCCACCGGAGAGCGAUGAAGCUUUAAACUCCUCCCCUUCGGCCGUGGAAGGAGAGGAGCUUUACAUCACGGUGCUCGCUGAGUGGGCAAAACAAGAGGAAGCUGAGGCUGAGUCGUCCAAUGAGGAGGAAGGUGCAGAGGUUGGCCCUACCUCCUCUGAUGCUGAUAGACCAAUGGAAAGAGACCCAGCUGCUGACCACGCCUUCAACACCAACAAUUCAACCAAUCAGUCAGGUCGCGUGGUCCCUUGUCGGCCUGCCCCGCUCCCUCCUUGUAAAGCCGACCAAUCAGGACAGCCAGGAAAACCUCAGAAACAGAAGACGCCAAGGGCUGCCACCAUUCGUGUGUCGAGGAAGAAAGGCGGCGCUGUGAGUCCGAGCGUGCAGAGCGCCGUGGUGAGGGCCAGCUGGCUGGACGUCUGGAAGGGCUUCAGGCACAGUGUUUUAUGGGCGACGCUGGACGGGCAGCUGAUGUCUCUGUGGAAAAAACGAACAGACAAGUUCAGCGAGGUGCUCUUCCACGUCUCCAGCAUCACCAACGUCAAGAAACAGGACAGAGGGCGGUUUUCUGUUUACUUCAGGAGGAAGCGCUAUGACUUCAUGGCACACAGCGACGAGGUUCAGAAUGGUUGGGUCUCAUCUCUGCUGGCGACUCGAGGCCAGCCAAGCCCCGCCCCUCCAGAAUUUCAUGGACCAAUCACCAUCAAGGAUCCUCGAAGCCGCGCUUACGCUGCCGUCUGGGGUCACGACCUCUGGAUCUAUGACAACAAGGAGGGUUACCAGGUGGGCGUGGCCUCCUUCUCCAUUCCUCUGAAUGUGGCUUCUGUCAAAGCAACAGGAAAACACUCGUUUACCCUCAUCACUCCAUACAGGAGCUUCAGUCUGUCUGUUGAUUCGUCGAAGGAGCUGUCCGUCUGGCUCUGCAGUCUGUCCUCCACCAUCUGCAACGCUCUGUCCUGCAGCCAGGUGGCGCAGCGGCUCUGGGAAAACCCCUUCAACAAGGUGUGUGCCGACUGCGGCUCCGCCCACCCGGAGUGGGCGUCGGUCAACCUGCUGCUGGUUAUCUGUCAGGCCUGUGCUGGGCAGCACAGAGCUCUGGGCAGCAGCUUGUCUAAAGUUCGGAGUCUGAAGUUGGACAGCAAGGUGUGGACCGAACCGCUCAUGCAGCUGUUUGUUAGCCAUGGCAACCAGCUAGCCAAUCAGGUGUGGGCUCCAGUGGUGCCGGCAGCAGAGCAGAUUCGCCCUGAGGCGUCUGAUGAGGAGAGGUCAAAGUUCAUCCAGAAUAAAUACGCCAGGGGGCGCUACAGACGGCCCCACCCUCUGGCCUCCUGCAACACACUAAUGAACAAGAGGCUGUGUGAGGUGGUGUGUGGUAACGACAUAGAGGAAACCAUGGCUUUGCUGUGCUCAGGAGCCAAGGUGCGUCAAGCAGACCCUCAGGGCCCCUCCCCCAUCCAGCUGGCUGAGAGGGCAGGACAAGCCCUGCAGACAGAGCUACUGAGACAUAACGAAUACACAGAGGUCCCGCCCUACCUGCCCCAGUCAGCCAAUCGGAGACGUGGCUCCACCCUCUCAGGUGAGGAAGCAGAGGAGCUUCAUGGGAAACUGGAGGAAGAUCGAUUUCUUCUGUCAUUAGAAAACAAGUCGGCGGCAUGUGACGUGCUGGACCUGCGAGAAAUUUUAUCUGUUUUCAUGAAAGACGGACCAGGCCAUGAGUUUGAAAUCGUGACACUGACCGACCAGCUGAUCUGUGCUGCUGACACACAGGAGAUGCUACUGAGUCACUUUGUGCAUGUGCUGAAGGUGAUUCUCCCAGUGGGAGUGUCUGAGGAGGAAGUGGGCAGGGCCUUGGGGAUCAGCAAAGUGUGUGUUGUGGAAGUGGGCGGGGCCUCAGAUCAUUCUGAAGUGUGGUUGGUCCUCUGGGAGGGUGGAGUCAGUGUUUACUCCACCCACCCACACACACAGCAGACAUGGAGGACAACACUGGAAGCAAUCACAAAUUACGGAAUGAAUUCAUCUGAAAACGUCAUCGACAUGGUGACUGGAGACAGGAAAGUUUCUCUGCAUUUUGAGGAAGACCACAGCUGCAAGUCCUGGUUCCACUGUCUGCAGAACGCCCUGAGCAGACCCAGCGCCGCUCAUCAGCAGGCCCCCUCGGCCAAUCAGAGCCGCCGGUCUCUGUACCAGCUGAUGGCCGGAGCCAGGGGCUCGGUGCCGCCAGCGAUGGAGCGCUGUAUCUCCCAUGUCACCCAGUACGGUCUUAAAGUAGAAGGCAUUUACCGACGCUGUGGCCUUGCCACCAAAGUCUCCCACUUAGUGGAUGCCCUGAUGACCUCACCAGGCUCCGCCCCCAUGGAGAGCGACGAGCAGGGCAUCCUGGAUGUGGCGGCGGCUCUGAAGCAACUCGUCCGUCAGCAAAAAACUCUGAUCCCCUUACAGGACCAGGUGCAGUGGCUGCAGGCCGCAGUUGUUUCAGAUGAGCGCUCCAGGUUUUCUGCCUACCGACGUUUGCUGCGACAACUGCCUGAUGACAACAGAGCAACACUGUGUGCUCUGUUUGGGCACUUUUACAUGGUUCAGGUGUUCUCGCAGGUGAACAGGAUGUCGGCUCACAACCUGGCUGUGGUUCUGGCUCCUUCUCUGUUCCAGACUCUGAACCAGGACCUGCUGCGUCUCACCAGAGAGCUGAUCAUCCACCACACUCUGCUGUUCCUGACUCCUGAGGGGGAGGAGGAGGAGGAGGAAGAGCAGAUCACCGUCUUCUGAAAAGACAGAAUGAACGAGGGGAUGAAGAUGGAGGAAGAGGACAAUGAUGUAGCGAUUAUCUUGUGUUUAUUAGAGAACCUAUAACAGAUGACAGGGUUAUGUUCUGGACUUUGUUCUGUAUUUUUUUUUUUUUUUUCUUUUUGUCACAAUGAAGGGCGCAGUA
This is a messenger RNA of Myripristis murdjan (pinecone soldierfish), 3647 nucleotides long. RefSeq names its product arf-GAP with Rho-GAP domain, ANK repeat and PH domain-containing protein 1. The record is from RefSeq and is a predicted model, not a curated record. Bases 32 to 3484 code for a protein of 1150 amino acids. Gene Ontology annotation, biological process: regulation of cell shape; positive regulation of GTPase activity; signal transduction. The transcript is spliced from 27 exons. Gene Ontology annotation, molecular function: GTPase activator activity; phosphatidylinositol-3,4,5-trisphosphate binding. Lineage: Eukaryota; Metazoa; Chordata; Actinopteri; Holocentriformes; Holocentridae. Gene Ontology annotation, cellular component: cytoplasm.